GAAUUCAUUUUCGCCAUUCAUUUCGAUUGAACGCUGAAUUGAAGCACACGUUUGGAUACAAGACUUGAUUUGCGGAUCAAUUGAAAUUCAUUUUACCGGUCAUUGAAUCCGCGCAUCGAUUGAGUGUUUGAAUCGCAAGAAUGGAGUCAAGCAAUGGUUCGUCGGCCGCCUCUCAGGCCAUCUCUAAUCAGGCCUUUCAGGAGGCGUUACAACGCGCCCGACAGUUGGCGGCGAAGAUCAAUAGGGAAGCCGGCGGUGGUUCCGGUGGUGGCGGAGGGGGUGGCGGUGGCGGCGGAGGACCACCUCUAGGAGGUCCGCCACCCUCUGGCGACAGAGACAGA
Medioppia subpectinata is the source of this 341-nucleotide messenger RNA. The record is from the annotation of a GenBank genome assembly. NCBI's taxonomy places the organism in Eukaryota, Metazoa, Arthropoda, Arachnida, Sarcoptiformes, Oppiidae.